This is a messenger RNA of Oryza sativa Japonica Group (Japanese rice), 2473 nucleotides long. RefSeq lists its product as uncharacterized. The record is from RefSeq and is a predicted model, not a curated record. Gene Ontology annotation, biological process: DNA repair; replication fork processing. Gene Ontology annotation, molecular function: ATP-dependent chromatin remodeler activity; ATP binding. Gene Ontology annotation, cellular component: nuclear replication fork. NCBI's taxonomy places the organism in Eukaryota, Viridiplantae, Streptophyta, Magnoliopsida, Poales, Poaceae.
AAACCUUCUUCUUUUUUCACCUUUUUGCAGGCUUUGCACCUGAAUCCCAUGAUCCGUUGGGUACAAGGAAGAAGAGGAUACUACUCUCCAAGUAGCGAAAAUCCACAAAUUCCCUCUCCGGCUCGCGCGCGCGCUCUCAAUUUUUUGGGGGAAGAGAAGAUCUCCCCUUGGAGGGAACCCCGCCCAAGAAUGGCGGGUCUCGGCGGCGGAUGGGGCGGCGGGUACGACGACGACGACGACUGGGGGCUGAGCGCGGAGCAGCUCGACCAGCUCGAGCGGGACGCCUACCGCAAGCUCGCCGAGCGCAAGGCCUCCUCCUCCGCCGCCUCCACCGCCACCUCGCCGCUCCCCUCCGCGGCCUACUCGCCGGUCAAGAACAGCCACCACCACCCGGCAUCCAGGGUUUCCCAGGAGUCUUGCUUCGGCAAGGUAGAAUCACUUUCUCCUUCUCGGCUUAGUCAACCAAAUGCAUCGGGAAAUGCAGUUAAUAAUAGUCAGGGCAAUAUGUCUAAGGUAUCAGUACAUCUUUUCCUUCAUUCUACUGGUGUGAUCGCAGCGAAGUUCCAGUACCACCAGAAACUUGUGGAUGCAGUUCACAAGAUCCCCAAAGCCAGCUGGAACGGGAAGGAGAGGGUAUGGAUGUUCCCACACUCAUCAUUAUCAGUAGCAGAGGAAGUUCUUAGUACAGUACCUGGAAUAGCUGUUGAGGUCCAAAAACUGGAUCCGCUGGUUAAGCGCGCACUAACUGCUUCUUUAUAUGCCGGAGAUCUUCGAGAUUUGUAUGGCAAGAUUCCAACUGAUGUUGAGUCAAAGCUUAUGCCGUUUCAGCGUGAAGGUGUCAGGUUUGCUUUACAGCAUGGUGCCAGGACCCUGAUAGCAGAUGAAAUGGGUCUUGGCAAGACAUUACAGGCAAUUGCUGUUGCUUCUUGCCUUCAUGAUGCCUGGCCAGUUCUUGUAAUCUCUCCAUCAUCCUUGCGAUUACAUUGGGCUUCUAUGAUUCAGCAUUGGCUUAACAUCCCCACGGAAGAUAUCUUGGUGGUGCUACCACAAACUGGAGGAUCAAAUAAAGCAGGAUACAGAUUGGUAUAUUCAAAUACUAAAGGGGAUUUUAAUCUGGAUGGGGUGUUCAAUGUGAUAUCUUAUGAUGUUGUUCCCAAGAUAAAGGACAUGCUUCUGGACUUGGAUUUUAAGAUUGUUAUAGCUGAUGAAUCACACUUUCUGAAGAAUGCCCAAGCAAAGAGAACAAUGCAUUCACUUCCUGUUCUGCAGAAAGCUAAAUAUGUGGUUUUGCUAAGUGGCACCCCUGCGUUAUCUCGCCCUAUCGAGCUGUUUACUCAGCUCCAGGCAUUGUAUCCAACUGUAUACAAGAAUGUUAAUGAGUAUGGUAAUAGAUAUUGCAAAGGUGGCUUUUUUGGGCUUUAUCAAGGUGCUAGCAAUCAUGAGGAGCUUCAUAAUUUGAUGAAAGCAACUGUCAUGAUCCGCAGGUUGAAGAAAGAUGUCCUUUCACAGUUGCCUGUUAAACGCAGACAACAGGCCUUUCUGGAUUUAAGUGAGAAAGAGAUGAGACAUAUUCGUGCUCUAUUUCAUGAGUUGGAGACUGUGAAGAUCAAAAUCCAGUCCUGUGACUCCCAGGAGACGAUGGACUCUCUCAAAUUUGCUCAAAAGAAUCUUAUUAACAAGAUCUACAAUGAUUCAGCUGAAGCCAAAAUUCCAGCAGUGCUAGAUUACCUGGGUACUAUAAUUGAGGCCGAGUGCAAAUUUUUAAUAUUUGCACAUCAUCAAUCCAUGCUUGAAGCUAUUCACCAACAUCUCUUGAAAAAGAAAGUUAAGUGCAUAAGAAUUGAUGGUCAAACACCUGUACCUGUAAGACAGACUCUAGUCACAGAUUUCCAGAAUAAGGAUGACAUCAAGGCAGCAGUGUUAUCCAUAAAAGCUGGAGGUGUUGGGUUAACUUUGACAGCAGCAAGUACAGUAAUCUUUGCUGAGUUAUCAUGGACUCCAGGUGACCUUAUUCAAGCCGAAGACCGUGCCCAUCGUAUUGGUCAGGUUUCUUCGGUGAACAUAUAUUACCUUCUUGCAAAUGACACUGUGGAUGACAUUAUAUGGGACGUUGUUCAAGGCAAACUUGAGAAUUUGGGACAGAUGCUGGAUGGGCAGGAGAAAACGCUGGAUGUGUCCCAGAGCGACACUAGGCCCAGCCCUUCCAAGCAGAAGACGCUCGACGCCUACCUCAAGCGAUGCAGCAAUUCCACAGAAGCUGAUCAGCCCAAGCUCAAGAACCCUAGGUUCUGACAUUUCUCAGGGUUUUUAGCUCUACUAUGUUUUUGUUUGGCAAUUGGCAUGACCCUCUUGCCUUAAACGAAGGAAUGCUGCAGUGUCAGGUAGCUGUGUGUUGGUGUUAUGAUCACAGCCAUGCUGUAUUUUGUAUUACCCAGCUAAAUGCCCGUGCGUUGCAAUGAAAAUUAAGAAUAAC